Molecule: messenger RNA, 1506 nt
Organism: Gastrolobium bilobum
Lineage: Eukaryota; Viridiplantae; Streptophyta; Magnoliopsida; Fabales; Fabaceae
Product: WAT1-related protein At2g37460-like
Exons: 7
Coding region: 112-1293 (393 amino acids)
Cellular component (GO): plasma membrane
Molecular function (GO): transmembrane transporter activity
Source: RefSeq, a predicted model, not a curated record
AUUUAUUAUAUACGACACCCUCUUAUAUAAACAUAAGCCUUCACUGGUGCACUGGUGUGCUAUUUCAUUCUAGUGGCUCAAGAAAUAGGUUAAGUUUCGAGCUGAAAAAAGAUGGACGGUGAUAAACAAAAAUGGAUCAUCCGAAUGAAGCCAUUGAUUGCUGUUGUGUUCUUACAGUUUGGACUUGCAGGUAUGGAUGUUCUAUCCAAGGCUGCACUGAACAAGGGAAUGAGCAAUUAUGUUUUCGUCGUUUAUCGCCAUGCUGUUGCUUUCGUUGUCAUAGCACCUUUCGCGGUGAUCUUGGACAAGUAUAUUAAUUUCUCUCUUCCCUCUGUGUGUGUGAAAGUAAGGCCAAAGAUGACAUUUUCAAUCUUCAUGAAGAUAGUGGCGCUCAGCGUACUAGAGCCAGUUAUUGACCAGAAUUUAUAUUUUUUGGGAAUGAAGUACACAACUGCUACCUUUGCCGUUACCAUGUACAAUAUCCUUCCUGCCAUUACCUUCAUGAUGGCUUGCAUACUCAAGCUUGAGAAGAUAAAAAUGAAAAGUAUACGAAGUCAAGCAAAGGUGGCUGGGACUUUAGCCACUGUUGCGGGUGCCAUGGUCAUGACACUGAUAAAAGGCCCAGUACUUGAGCUUUUUGGGAAACACGGAAGCAAUAGCCACAACCAGAAUAGUGGCGGGGCAAAUCUGCAACAUGCAAUAAAGGGAUCAGUGAUGAUCACAAUUGGCUGCUUUAGUGCCGCUUGCUUCAUGAUUCUCCAAGCUACUACCCUUGAAACCUACCCUGCUGAGCUCUCUCUUACAGCAUGGAUAUGCCUAUUGGGAACAAUUGAAGGUGGCAUAGUGGCCCUGGUUAUGGAAAGGGGUAACCCGUCAGUAUGGUCUCUGAAUUGGGAUACAAAACUGCUGGCUGCUGUCUACAGUGGCAUAGUUUGCUCAGGAAUGGCUUAUUACAUCCAAGGAGUAGUGAUGAAAGUUAGAGGCCCAGUCUUCGUAACAACUUUUAAUCCCCUCUGCAUGGUCAUCGUGGCUAUCAUGGGCUACUUCUUUCUGGCUGAGCAAAUGUACCUUGGCAGGUUGGUUGGUGCUAUUGUCAUUAUUUUAGGGCUGUAUCUUGUGGUGUGGGGUAAAAGCAAAGAUUACGACUCACCAAGUCCAACUAUUAAAGAAAAUAUAUUGCCGGCUAAGCAAACUGUAGAUGAGAGCAACGGCAAAGAGGAGGAUUCUAAUUACGAGGUCAUCACUCUCAAUAACUCUGGUGCGGGAAACAAAGAUCGAGAUGAACAAGUAUGAGGAAGCAUACUAAAUUUAAUCUAAAUUUCAACUUCAAUGCACUGUCCAAACGCCUAUUUAACAACAGCAACUACAUAGGUUUCUAGUUGUUCGAUCCUCUUCAAUUAUGAUGUAAUAGUAGAGGUUUUUCAUGUAAUAGUAUGGUAUGUCAAUAAGACAAGAAAAAUACCAACAAAAGAAGAGGGUUCAACUUUGAAUAUACAUUAUAUUGAU